This is a messenger RNA of Daktulosphaira vitifoliae (grape phylloxera), 14725 nucleotides long. RefSeq names its product low-density lipoprotein receptor-related protein 2-like. Gene Ontology annotation, molecular function: calcium ion binding; protein binding. Lineage: Eukaryota; Metazoa; Arthropoda; Insecta; Hemiptera; Phylloxeridae. The record is from RefSeq and is a predicted model, not a curated record. The transcript is spliced from 48 exons. Bases 321 to 14258 code for a protein of 4645 amino acids.
CAUUCCACAGGCAAACACAGUCAACAAGUAGGUAGUGCCGAGUCGUGACCACCACCGCCGGUAGUUUGUGACUUUGACGCAUUCAGUGACAACGCGCGCGAUUCAGUGCACUUGAAAUAAAUAAUAAUUUAACUUGUGACUUUUGCGACCGUUUAUUUUUUUCCUACUAGGUUUUCCGUCUAGUUCGUGCUUUUUUUUUUUUUUUCAUCCGAUUCGGCCGCGUGUGCAUGUCUCUUGCGGUCAUCACUGACGUUACGUUCGGUCGUGCGUCUUGUGUCGCUGUGAUGUUCUGAGUUCAUAAAGUGCGCUGUGCUCAUCAAAUGGUGCAGACUGUGACCCGAACGGACGGCAUGGCACUGCCGUCGUUUACGGUCGGCCUGCACGUCGUGGUCGCCACCGCGAUUCUGUUGGCGGCAGCCGGAUACGCUCGCGAUGCAGUUGUGGAAAAAAUAACGCCGCCAACUUUAGGAGCAUCGGCAUGUGGCCCCGGGAUGUUUCGGUGUUCUGAUGGCAAAUGCAUAAUGUCCGAUUUAUUGUGCAAUUUCCAAAAAGACUGUGAUGGGGGCGAGGACGAGUUCCAAAGUUGCCCUCCACCCGAGUGCGAACCGCUCUUAUUGCCGUGUCGUCAAUAUCACUGGAAUAAGACGUAUUGUUACCCACCUCACUACAGGUGUGAUGUUACCGUGGACUGUGUGGAUGGUUCAGACGAGGCCGAUUGUACGUAUCGAAAAUGUCAAACUGAUGACUUUAAGUGUGAAGUAAAUGGUCCAGGCAGUGGACCUUGUUUGCCCAAGUCCAAGAAAUGUGAUGGUUAUUUUGAUUGUCGCAAUCUGAAGGACGAGGAAAACUGUGGACCGACCAUCAACAUGUCUUGUCCGUUAGAUAAAUUCCGUUGUUCAAAUGGCCAAAAGUGCAUCGAUCCAAAACUGAAAUGUGAUCAUCAAAACAACUGUGGUGAUAAUAGUGACGAAGAGAAUUGCAACUUUGCUGCGUGUCAUGUUGGUCAGUUUCGAUGUGGCAACGGGCUUUGUAUUCCACUUAAUUAUCAGUGUGAUGGGUAUGCAGAUUGUCACGAUGGUAGCGAUGAGCUGAACUGUACAGCUCUAUCUUGUCCUGGAAAAUACCUGUGUCCUCAGGGUGGGCCUAACAAACGGCCCAAAUGUAUAAACAAAUCACAAUUGUGUGAUGGACAUAAAGACUGUGAUGAUAAUGCAGACGAAGAAGCUGCUUGUUCUACGUUAAGUUGUCCGGCGUUGGGUUGUGAAUAUAAGUGUCAAGCUUCGCCAACUGGGGGAACCUGUUAUUGCCCUGAAGGACGUAAAAUUGCUAACGACUCAAAGUCAUGUAUAGAUCGAAAUGAAUGUGCCGAAUGGGGUUUCUGUGAGCAAAUUUGUAAAAAUUUAGAUGGUUCAUACGCUUGCAGCUGUUAUCUUGGCUAUGAUUUAGUAGAACGUAAAAGGUGUGUAGCUAAUAAUCGGACUCUGCCAUAUCAAAUAUUUUUUGCUCAAGAUAAGUCUGUUAUCAAAAUGGAUGCUAAAUACCAGAAUCAAAUUGUGUUAGCCAACACUACAUCUGCCAGUGGAAUUGAUUAUCACUAUCAGUACAACACUUUGUUCUGGUCUGACGUUAAGCUUAAGAAAAUCAAAUCAAUUCAGUUACUUGAACCAAAAAAAUUUAUUCGAGACGGUAAUGCCAUGCCAUCUGAAAUAACUUUACCUGGUAUGUGGGAACCAAUAGCUAUUGCAGUAGACUGGAUAGGAAACAAGCUAUACGUAGUCGACGGAGUUGGUCAAAAAAUUGAUGUGUUUGAAUUAAACGGCAGGUGGCACGCUAUCGUAUUAAGCAGCAACUUAACAAAUCCAUCUGAUAUAUCAUUAGAUCCUACACAAGGCUACAUGUUUAUUGCUGAUGGAAACCAAAUUGUUCGUGCUAAUAUGGACGGUAGUGAUGCAAAAGCUAUAGUUACUGAAGCAGUGUAUAAGGCCUCAGGAGUUUCUGUGGAUAUAUUAGACAAUCGUCUUUACUGGUGUGAUUCUCUUUUAGACUAUAUAGAGACGGUUGAUUAUCAAGGAAACGAUCGGCAUUUAGUUUUAAGAGGUCCACAGGUACCAUCACCUUCUCGGCUAGCUGUAUUUGAAAACCGAAUUUUCUGGUCAGAUGGUACUAAACAGGGUAUUUUAAGCGUAAAUAAAUAUGAUCCUACUAGUGUAUCAUCGGUGUAUAAAAACCGCGAUGUCAAGGAUCCUAAAGCAAUAAAAAUUGUCCACUCAUUAGUCCAAAGAGAAGUGCUAUCGCCAUGUAGCAAAAAUAAUGCAGGAUGCCAACACAUGUGCAUUGUUACCAAGGGAGGAGAAGGCCAAGGGUCUUUAGCCUAUAGAUGUGCAUGUAAUAUGGGAUACCAACUAGCUCAAGAUAUGCACUAUUGUGUUUUGGUUGAUGAAUUUCUGUUGUAUUCACAACAAAGAUUUAUCAAAGGUAAAGUUUUGAAUAAAGUCUCGCAAGGAUUUAAUGACGCAAUAUUACCAGUGGCUUCUAGAAGAGCAAGAUUUGUUGGUCUUGAUUUUGAUGCACGUGAUAACUAUAUUUAUUAUUCAGAUGUUCUUCAAGAUGUUAUAUAUAGAAUACACAGAAAUGGAACAGGUAGAGAAAUUGUUUUAGCGUCGCAAAAUGAAGGUGUAGAAGGACUCGCUGUUGAUUGGGUUGCUAAAAAUUUGUACUACAUUGAUAGCAGAAAAGGGACAUUGAACGUUUUGAGUACUCGCAAUGUAACCAAUAAAAGAGUACUUUUGAAAAAUAUGAAGAGACCAAGAGCAAUCGUUGUUCAUCCAAACAAAGGUUUUAUAUUUUUCUCUGAAUGGGAUCGUCCAGCAAAUAUAAGCCGAUCAUAUAUGGAUGGAACAAAUUUAACAGUGUUCAGAAAUAUAACAUUGGGUUGGCCUAACGGUUUAGCCAUCGAUUUUGCUACAGAUCGACUUUACUGGUGUGACGCAUUAUUAGAUCAUAUUCAAAAUUCAAAUUUAGAUGGUACAGACGUAAAAACUAUAAAUACUUCUCUUAUAAAACAUCCAUUCUCAAUAGUCAUAAAUUAUGAAUGGAUGUAUAUUACUGACUGGAGAUUAGACGCUAUAGUAAAAAUACACAAGAUAACCGGAGCUGUUGCUGGUAUAGAAGUACGAGAACCGCAAAACAAUCGUCUUUAUGGUGUGAAAAUGUACAGCGAAAACGAACAACUGAUAGAUUAUUCUCAUCCAUGUUCAAGUAUGAAAAACUACGGUGGUUGUCAAAAGUUGUGUUUUGGGAUUCCAUCAAACACAUCUUCCAUGCUCAAAGUUCAAUGUGGAUGUCCAUAUGGAGAGAAAAUUGAUACAGAUGGCAAGACUUGUAUUUCAGAUCCCAACGCUGAACCUCCGUUGACUGCAUGCCCAAAUACUUGGGAUUUCACUUGUAACAACAUGAGAUGUAUACCAAAAGCUUGGGUUUGUGACGGAGAUGAUGAUUGUUUGGAUAACUCCGACGAAGAACAAAACUGUACAAAGCCAACUUGUGCUCCUGGAGAAUUCCAAUGUAGUUCUGGAACAGGUCGUUGUGUACCAAGUUCAUUCCGUUGCGAUGGUGAAAAUGACUGUGGUGAUUAUAGUGAUGAAACGGGCUGUAAAAACGUUACUUGUUCUACAACUCAGUUUCUGUGUGAUAACGGUCGCUGUGUACCAUCUACAUGGAAAUGUGAUUCCGAAAAUGACUGUGGAGAUGGUUCUGAUGAGGGAGAUUUUUGCGCUGAAAAAACAUGUGCUUACUUCCAAUUUACUUGCCCUCGAUCAGGACAUUGUAUUCCUCAGACUUGGGUAUGUGACGGUGACAACGAUUGUUUUGAUAAUCAAGAUGAAGAAGGUUGUCCACCAAUUACUUGUUCACCUACACAAUUUAAAUGUGCUGAUCUUAGACAAUGUAUUCAAGAAACAUACAAGUGCGAUGGUAUAUUAGACUGUAAUGAUGGUAGUGAUGAACUUGGCUGUCCAACACUUGCACCUAAUCAGUGCGAUACAGAAAAACAAUUCCGGUGUGAAAAAUCGGGCAUAUGUAUACCAAAAACUUGGUAUUGUGAUGGAACAGCAGACUGUGAUGACGAUUCUGAUGAACCAAAAACAUGUGGACAAGUGUCAUGUCAAUCAAAUUACUUCAAAUGUAAUAAUUCACAAUGUAUUUUUAAAGCGUACGUUUGUGAUGGUCGAGACGAUUGUGGUGAUGGGUCUGAUGAAGAUUACAAACAAGCUUGCACUGCUCCACCUUUCAAAUGUAAGGCUGGAGAGUGGCAAUGUCCAAAUGUAACUGAAAGGUGUAUAAACAUAACUAAAGUUUGUGAUGGAAAAUUUGACUGUCCUAAUGGUGCUGACGAAGGACCAAACUGUGAUCUUCCAGAGUGUGAAAAACAGGGUAGUUUUUGUACCAACGGUUGUAAACAAACUCCAGUAGGUCCUCUGUGCACUUGUCCCCGUGGUCAAGUAUUGAAUAACACAUAUGAGUGUAUGGACUUAAAUGAAUGUGACCCUCCUGGUCUAUGUUCACAACAUUGUACAAAUACUAAAGGAAGUUACUUCUGUUCUUGUUCAACAGGUUAUAUUCUAGAGUCUGAUAAGCAUACCUGUAAAGCUUUAAAUCAUAGUGCAGCAUUUUUAAUCAUAUCAAAUCGUCAUUCUAUACUUGUGGCUGAUCUCAAAGAACAAGGUCUUGAGCGAGUGCCAAUAACUGUUGAAAAUGUUGUAGCUACAGCUUCAAAUAUGCAUUCUGGUACAAUAUUCUGGUCAGAUAUGAAAUUAAAAAAGAUAUCAAGACUAGAUAAAAGCAGUGAGCCAAAAGAUAUCAUUACUUCUGGUCUAGACUUAGUUGAGGGGUUAGCAUAUGAUUGGAUCGGCGGUCAUAUUUAUUGGUUAGAUUCUAGGUUGAACACGGUAGAAGUCGCAAAUGAAAAUGGUACUAACAGAAUUAUACUGCUCAAAGAAAAUAUAACACAACCUAGAGGGAUGAUGUUAGAUCCUAGUCCAGGUGCACGUUGGUUAUUCUGGACCGAUUGGGGUGAAAACCCAAGAAUCGAACGUGUUGGAAUGGAUGGUUCUAACCGUUCUGUUAUUAUAAGUACAAAAAUAUAUUGGCCCAAUGGUUUGACAUUGGAUAUAGUAAAUCAACGCAUAUAUUUUGCUGACUCUAAACUCGAUUUUAUUGAUUUCUGUUACUAUAACGGUACUGGUCGUCAACAAGUAAUUGCUGGUAGUCACUAUUUGCUCCAUCCACAUUCACUGACUUUAUUUGAAGAUACACUCUACUGGACUGAUAGACAGUUAAACAGAGUUAUAUCAGCUCACAAAUUUAAGGGAAAAAAUCAAACAGUUAUUUCUCAUUUAAUAUCUCAACCACUAAGUAUUCUUGUACAUCAUCCAUCCUUACAGCCUAUUACUCCUAAUCCAUGUGAAAAAGCUACAUGUGAACAACUUUGUUUACUCUCACCUUACGAUCCAAAUGGCUAUACAUGUAAAUGUAAACCAGGUUACAAAGUUUCAAGCACGGGUAGAUGUAUUGAAAUUGAAUCACCAUAUUUAUUAGUUAUGAGAGCAUCCCAAAUUAUUGAUGUUAGUCUAACACCAGGAGAUAAAACAACAGGUCAUAUAAUACCUAUUGUUGGAGUUGAAGGAGGUUCACAAAUAGAUUAUGAUACUGAAACGAAAAAUCUUUUUUGGGUUGAAGGUGUAAAAGUAAACGAAGAGGACGAAACUAUUAAUACCGAAAAUUGUACUCUUAUGAUGUCACCAUACCAUGGAGGAAAUAAAACUUCAUUAUUAGGUGAACUCACAGGAUUUGUAGGUGCUCCAUUUGUAAUUGCUUUUGACUGGAUUGGCCGAAACUUAUAUAUUGGAAAUCGAGAGUCGUCUAGCAUUGAAUUAGUUAAAAUAGAUGGCAUAAAUAAGUAUAGAAUGGUGUUAUUGUCAAAUAAUGGAAAAGAAAAUUCAGUAGCAACGCCUAUUGGUAUUGUUUUGGAUCCAAGUGAAGGAAAAUUAUAUUGGGCUGAUCAAGGAGGAUUUGGUGUGCGACCUAAGAUUGGAAAAAUGAAUAUGGAUGGAAGUAACCCUCAAGUAUUAAUAAAUGACGAUAAUAAGCCAGAAUCGAUCGCUAUUGAUUUGGACCAAAAAAAUAUUUAUUACAGCACUCAAUAUCCUAGCUAUAUUAAAGUUAUGGGUGUAAAUGGAAUGAAUCAUCGAACUUUAUUAAGUGAUAAGAACGGCAUCUCUUUUCCUAAAUCAAUGGGUAUCUAUGAUCGAUACUUAUACUUCAUAGACUCUAGAUAUGAUCAUCUUGUGCGAGUUAAUGCUGAUGAUGGAGCUAACAUACAAACUAUUAUUGAUAAUGACCCUGAUCUUAAAUCAUUAACUGUAUUUUCAAAAAAAAUUAAUACCAAUCAUCCUUGUACUUUGACCCAAAAUGGUGGUUGUCAGCAAUUAUGUAUUCCAAGUGAUAAUGGUAAUAGAGUAUGUGCAUGUUCAGUUGGCUAUAAAAAGGAAUUAGAUACAAGAUGUACACCACAUACAUCAUUUGCGGUUGUUUCUCAAGUAGAUUUGAUUCGUGGAUAUAGCCUUAGUGAUACAUUAGAUGCAAUUGUUCCUAUAUCAGGACCAGGACAUCAUAUAUUACAUGUGGAUGUUCAUGUUGCGCAAAAUUGGAUAUAUUGGGUUGAAUUUAAUCGUGGAAUAUGGAAUGGUAUUUAUAGAAUUAGGCCAAAUGGUACAGAACUACAACAUAUUAUUAAAGAUGGUAUUGGUUCUAAUGGUAUACGAGGUCUAACUAUUGAUUGGAUAGCAGGAAAUCUAUACUUUACAAACGUGUUCCCUCAUGAAAACUAUGUAGAAGUUUGUUGGUUAGAUGGCUCUAUGCGUAAAGUACUAGUUAAAACUACAACGGAUGCACCAAAAGAAUUAAUUGUAAAUCCUAUCAAACGGUUACUUUACUGGAUCGAUUACGGCCAGUACCCUAAAAUUGGUAAAGCAUAUUUAGAUGGAUCCAACUGGAUGCCGAUAGUGACAACAGGAAUUAGUCAACCUAAGGAUUUAACUGUUGAUAUGGUUACUCAUGAUGUUUAUUGGGUGGACGCUAGACUAGAUACUAUUCAAAAGGUUUCAUUCACCGGAGGUGAAAGACAGGUUGUCAGAAGAAAUAUUCCUAAUCCAAUGGGUAUUGCUAUACAUUUAGGAGAUAUGUAUUGGGUAGAUAGAAAUUUAAAAAGUGUUUUCAAAGCUUCUAAAUUACCAGGAAAUACAUCGACUCCAACUGCUAUUAGAACUGGACUUCCUAGAUUACGUGAUAUAGCUAUUUACGAUGCAAACACACAACCGUUCGACGAUUCAAAUUCCUGCUCUCGAUUUGGUAACGGAGGUUGUGAACAAUUAUGUUUUUCGUUUCCACCAACGUAUUCAGUAAACAAAUUUUUGUUUCGAUGCGAUUGUGCGACUGGUGUAAUAGGUGCAGGUACAGGUACGAAGUGUGACACUGUAAGUGAAUAUUUGGUGUACGCAACAAGAACUGAAAUAAGAUCUGCAAGUUUAGAUCCUCUGUCCAAUACACUUCCAUUCAAACCUGUUGGAAAUUUGUCCAACGUUGUUGGCUUAGACUUCGAUUACGCUGAUAAUAAACUGUUCUUUACUCAAAUUCGUCCAAUGGCUCAAAUAUCGUCUAUUUCGAGUAACUUCCCAGUUAACAAUCAGAUCAAAACAAUUUUAAGUCGUAAAAUAAACCCAGAAGGUAUAUCUUAUGACUGGACCCAAAAGAAGAUUUACUGGACUGACUCUUUUAAUAAUUCUAUUUACGCCAUGAAUUUGGAUGGUUCUGGUGUAGUCAUGAUUGCUAGAGUGGAUAGGCCACGUGCUAUUGUUGUCGAUCCCUGUAAUGGAACUUUAUACUUCACUGAUUGGGGACGUUUUGGUACUGCUGGAAUGAUAUAUCGAACUACUAUGGCAGGGUCACUAAAAAAAGCUAUCAUAGAUAAAGACUUAUCUCAGCCUAGUGGACUUACUAUCGAUUUUGACGAACGUAUGUUAUAUUGGUCUGACGCUGUUCGAGAAAAAAUUGAAAGGUCAACACUAGAUGGUCAAAAUCGAGAAGUACUUAUAACAGCUACUAUUUAUCCAUUUGCACUGACUGUACAUGAAAACUACAUCUAUUGGACUGAUCUUCAGUUAAGAGGAGUCUAUCGAGCUGAGAAGCAUACUGGAGCUAAUAUGAUAGAAAUUGUCAAGAGAUUAGAUGAUUCUCCAAGAGACAUUGCAAUUUAUUCAAAGGAUAGACAAAAAUGCUCAGUAAAUCCCUGUUCGAUUAAUAACGGUGGAUGCGCUCAAAGCUGCCACCCUGGACUUAAUGGCACAGCUGAGUGUAGGUGUGACGACAACACCAAACUAGUUAAUGAGGGCCGUAUGUGUGUGGACAAAAAUGUUACAUGUGCAGCUAAUAAAUUCCAUUGUCGUAAUGGUAAAUGCAUUUCGCGUAUGUGGACUUGCGAUGGCGAUGACGACUGUGGUGAUAACAGUGACGAAGAUGUCAAUUAUUGCACUUAUCAUUCAUGUAGUGCCAAUGAAUUUAGAUGUGCAAAUGGAAGAUGUAUAUUUAAAACAUGGAAAUGUGAUCAUGAAAACGACUGUAAAGAUGGUUCUGAUGAAGUUGGUUGUACUUAUCCACCUUGUGCUGACGGCGAAUUUACAUGUGCCAAUUAUAGGUGCAUUUCCAUGUCACAAGUGUGCAAUGGCGUGAAUGAUUGUAAAGAUAACAUUACUUCAGAUGAAACUCAUGAUCGAUGUCCCAAAAAUAUUACUUGUCCAGCUAGUCACUUAAAAUGUGAAAAAACUAACAUUUGUGUUGAACCAUACUGGUUGUGCGAUGGUGAUAAUGAUUGCGGUGAUAAUAGUGACGAAGAUCCACUUCAUUGUGCUCAAAGAACGUGCCCAGCAAACAGUUUCCGUUGUCCAAAUCAUCGUUGUAUACCAGCUACGUGGUAUUGCGAUGGUGAUGAUGAUUGCGGUGAUGGAUCUGACGAACCUCCUGAGUAUUGUAAAUCGGAAGGACGAACAUGUUUUGGUGAUCUAUUUACUUGUGAUAAUGGCAAUUGUAUACCUAGAAUUUAUAUAUGUGAUGGUGACAAUGACUGUUUGGAUAAUUCAGAUGAAGAUCAACGACAUCAGUGCAAUAAUCGUAAGUGCGAUGAAACUACGGAAUUCACAUGUGCAGCAAACAAAGCAUGGAACCGUCCGCAGUGUAUUCCAAGAAAGUGGUUAUGUGAUGGUGAUCCCGAUUGCGUUGACGGAGCUGAUGAAAACUCAACAGCACUCAAUUGCUCAACUGUACUAAACUGUAGUGCAGAACAGUUUACCUGUGGUAAUGGUCGAUGUAUUAAUAAAGGAUGGGUCUGUGACCAUGACAAUGAUUGUGGUGAUGGUACAGACGAAGGCAAAGAUUGUCAUUCACAAUAUAAAACUUGUUCUCCAAAAGAAUUUUCUUGUCAAAACUUUAAAUGUAUUAGAAGCACAUAUAGGUGUGAUAAUGAAGAUGACUGUGGUGAUAAUUCAGACGAAUUUGACUGUCCUGGUAAAAAUACCACAUCAUGUGGAAUAGAUCAGUUCCAUUGUACAAACGGUCAAUGUAUCAGUGCACGAUUAGUGUGUAACAAAGUAUCAGACUGCACGGAUGACAGUGAUGAACCAGCUCAUUGUAAUGUUGAUGAGUGUGCUAAAGUAGAACUGAAUCAGUGUGCACACAAAUGUAUUGAUACACCAACUAGUUUUAACUGCGAAUGUAACGAAGGAUAUAAGUUAAUGGAUGAUGGAAAAGCUUGUCAAGAUAUUAAUGAGUGUAUGGAAAUUCCUGGAGCUUGCCCUCAAUAUUGUUUGAACACUCCUGGGUCUUAUUAUUGUAAAUGUGAUGAAACAUAUUACGAUCGUAGAUCUGAUGAACGUUCUUGCAAGAGAAGAGAUAAAAUAAAACCAUGGUUAAUUUUCACAAAUAAAUAUUAUGUUCGAAAUAUGUCUUUAGAUGCUUCAGAAUACGCACUUAAUCAUCAAGAUCUAUUGAAUGUUGUCGCUCUAGAUUUUGACUAUCUGGAUCAAAAACUAUACUUUUGCGACGUUAGUGCUAAAACAAUUUAUAGAACACCUAUUGGAAGUAAAGAAAGAGAGAAAAUUAUAAGACAUGACAGUCAUGGUUUGGAAGGUAUUGCUGUAGAUUGGGUUGGAAGAAAAAUAUAUUGGCUUGAUCGGCACAGUAAACAUUUAGAAGUAGCUGAAUUAAAUGGCACAAAUAGACAUACAUUAAAAUCGGGUAUUCAAGAUCCGAGAGCUAUUGCCGUUCAUCCAGGAACUGGUUAUUUAUACUUCACUAGCUGGCAACUACAGGCAUACGUUGGUAAGAUUGGUAUGGAUGGUAGUAAUUUCACACAAAUAUUAACUUAUGAGGAUGAUAUAGCUUGGCCAAAUGCUCUGACCAUCGAUUACUUUACUGAACGAGUUUAUUGGGCUGAUGCUCAUUUGAAUUAUAUAGCUUCAGUUGAUUUAGAAGGAAGACACAAACAUAUUGUACUAUCAGGAGAAUCAGUACCCCAUGUAUUUGCUCUGUCAUUAUUUGAAGACGAAAUUUUCUGGACUGAUUGGAAUCUAAAAGCUAUUGUUAAAGCAAAUAAAUUUACUGGCCAGCAUUAUCAAGUACUAAGGAACACAACACAUCGGCCUUAUGAUUUGAACGUGUAUCAUCCUCUUAGGCAAAUACCAUAUCCAAAUCCUUGUGGAAGUGAUAAUGGAGGAUGCUCACAUUUAUGUUUAUUACGACCGGUUCCAGGAGUAGAUCCAUCACCAGACAGUUACUUGAAUUCUAAAAGUCCUGUUGCAUACACUUGUGCUUGCCCUAAUCAAUUUUAUUUAGAUCCGCGUGAUAAUAAAACUUGUAUUGCCAAUUGUACUGCUGGUCAACAUGAAUGUAAACAAAAUGAUCAGAAGUGUAUUCCUUGGUUCUGGAAGUGUGAUGGAGAAAAAGAUUGCGCUGAUGGUACAGAUGAAAUUGAAAGCGAAUGUCCAACAAGGUCCUGCCGAGGAGGAGCAUUCCAGUGUGAAAAUCGUAACUGUACACCAUCGGCUACUAUUUGCGAUGGAAUUGAUGAUUGUGGAGAUGGUUCUGACGAAAAACGUUGUGACUUACCAUGUCCUAAUUUAGAAUUUAAAUGUCGCUCAAAUGGGCGUUGUAUUCUUGACGCAUGGAAAUGUGAUGGUGAACCAGACUGUAAAGAUGGAAGUGACGAAGAUCCAGCAAUUUGCCAUAAUCGGCCUUGUGAUCCAAAAACUGAGUACUCAUGUAAAAAUGGUCGUUGUAUACCGAAAUUGUGGGUUUGUGAUUUUGAUAAUGACUGUGGUGAUGACUCAGAUGAGCCUGCAUUUAUGUGUAGACAGCGAAAUUGUACUACUGGAUGGCAAAGAUGCCCUGGUAAAACUAACUAUCGUUGUAUACCUAAAUGGUUGUUUUGUGACGGUAAAGAUGAUUGUCGUGACGGAUCAGACGAAUUACCUGAAAAUUGUCCAAAAUGUCAAUCAGCUGGAGAUUUUCAAUGUAAAAAUAAUAGAUGUAUACCAAAAAGAUGGUUAUGUGACUUUGAAAAUGAUUGCGGAGAUAAUUCGGACGAAUCUGAAGAUAUGUGCAAAGGACUUUAUAGACAAUGUUCAGAAUCAGAAUUUCAAUGUUCAAAUGGAAAGUGUAUACCGGGUCAAUGGAGAUGUGACCACGAUGAUGAUUGUGGAGACAAUUCUGACGAACUAAACUGUGGUGGAUUCCAAUGUAAAAAUGGCACGUUCCAAUGUAAGAGCGGUCAUUGUAUUGCAUCAUAUUUCCGUUGUGAUGGCGAUAGAGAUUGUAGAGAUUUCAGUGAUGAAAUUGGAUGUCCGCCACGAUAUCCAGGAGGUCGCUAUUGUCCUGCUUCUAAAUUUGAAUGUAAAACUACCAAACUAUGUAUUUUCAACUCUGAACUUUGUGAUGGAGAAGAUGAUUGUGGUGAUGGUUCUGAUGAAGCAUCUGACUUAUGUUCAAAUUUAAGUUGUACAUUGGAUAACCGAUUUUUGUGUGACAAUAAACACUGUAUACCUAUGUACCAACGUUGUGAUGGAGUGGAUAAUUGUGGAGACGGUUCGGAUGAAAAUGAUUUGAGUGUUUGUGGAUUAUCACAAAAUAAUAGACAGUGUGAUCAUUAUACAGAAUUCACAUGUUCUAACCGCAAAUGUGUUGACAAAUCUAAACUUUGUGAUAGGAAAUAUGACUGUGAAGAUUUAUCUGACGAAAAAGGAUGCAUAUAUUCUGGAACGUGUUCAGACCCUAAUAAAGGUGGUUGUGAACAUUAUUGUUUAAAUGUUACUUCUGGAGUAGGAUAUAGUUGUGCUUGUUAUGCUGGAUAUGAAAUUAGCCCUGGUACAAAUAGUAAAAGAUGUACAGAUAUCAAUGAAUGUGAAUUAGGACUUCAUCAUUGUUCUCAAGAAUGUACUAAUAUCAAUGGAUCUUAUGUUUGUUCCUGUCGCGAAGGUUUUGUUUUAAGUGAUUUGUUUAGCGGCGUUUGCAAAGCUUUAGAUCCAAAAGUAACUAUUGUUUACACUAAUGGACCAGAAAUACGAGGUUAUGAGGCAAACGAAAGAAGACAUUUGUCAGUUUUAACUAAUGAAAAGCGUAUACAUUCUAUUGAUUUUGAUCCAAAGAAUGAAAUAAUUUAUUGGACAGAUACUUUUGAUCAAUCGAUUAAAAGAUCAUACAUGGUAGAUGCUAUUGGCGGUCAAGUUAAGAUGGGUUAUCCUCAAGAUCUUAAUAUGAGAGGCCCACAUAAACCUGUUGCUGUCGCUAUUGAUUGGAUAGGUGAUAAUAUAUAUUGGGCUGUGAUUGACCGAUCAGGUGAAAAAUUCAAAGGACAAAUAAUGGUUGCUAAGCAAGAUGGAAGAUAUAGGAGAUCAGUUAUCAGUAGUGAAUUGGAAUCACCUUCAUCGAUUGUUUUGGAUCCUGAAAUGGGUAAAAUGUUUUGGGCUGAUGUCGGAGAGUCUCCAAAAAUAGAAAUGUCUUGGAUGGAUGGUUCUAGACGUUUAUCAUUAGUUACUACUAGAAUUGUACAUCCUACUGGUUUAACUGUAGAUAUAGCUGUUANCCAUUCUUUAUAUUGGGUAGAUACCAAGUUAAAUACAAUUGAAACAAUAAAAUACGAUCAAUCAAACCGCCAAGUUGUUUUACGUGGAGAACAUCUCCAUCAUCCUGUAUCAUUAGAUCUUUUUGAAAAUCAGUUAUAUUGGUUAACAAGAGAAACUGGAGAACUAAUGAGACAAGAUAAAUUUGGUCGUGGUGUUCCAGUUACUCUAGCCAAAGAUCUAGUCAAUCCUGCCGGAGUUAAAGUUUAUCAUAAACAAAGAUACAACGUUUCUGCUUUAAAUCUCUGCAAAGAUGCUGGCUGUUCACAUUUGUGUUUACUAGUACCAGGAGGUGUGUAUUGUGCGUGUCCCGAACACACACAUGUCCAACAGGGCGCAAGUGAAAAAAUAUGCGACGCAGCCGAAGAGCCGCCAAAACCAGCACCGCAAAUUUGUCUUUGCCAAAACGGUGGGGUUUGUGUAGAAUCUGGUUUAGGAUCGUCUGCUGAACUUAAUUGCAUAUGCCAGCCAGAUUUCAGUGGACGUUUGUGUGAUAUUACAUCUAGAAGAGCUAGGCGAACGGGAUUAUUUAGUUCAAUGUUGGUAAUUCCACUUACAGGACUCUUACUUCUUCUUAUCGCCGGAGCUAUUUUUGUUUUUAUACGUAAACGUCCAUUUGGAAAGGGAGCAGUUUUGGGAAGUUUAACCAAUUCACAAAGUGUUUCAUUUAGGCAAGGUACAAAUGUUGAAUUUGGUCCAAACGCCUUUACUAACGGUUCUGGAGGAGGAGAACCGUUGGAUGUAGAAUAUAAUAUGACGGAUAUUAGUGGUAAAAACCGUGACUUCAGUAACCCAAUGUAUGAUGCACUCGGUAGUAAUUUGGAAUCGGAUGCUGGUAGCGGUAUUUAUGAAGUACCAUUGGAUGUUACCAAAACCAAAGGUAUUGUUCAAGAACCAGCGUCUGCAAUUCUUGCGCCGUCAACAAUUAUACAAAAGACUUCACCACAAAUACAGCGUAGACAUAGAGAAUUAGAACCAGCUAUGAAUGAUACGGGUAAAGACACACAAAUGUUGGUCGAAGAAACUGACGAUUGAAAGAAUAAAAGAAAGACAAACAAAAAAAAUUAAUUAUUUUUUUCUCAAAGAAAGUAUUAUCAUGGUGCGAGAGUUUUUUUAAUGAUAUGAAGUUAAAAAUAAAGCGUUUGACAAGUUUAUUUUAAUUUUUUUUUUUUUUAUUGUAAAAAAAUUAAUGUUGCCAGUUUAUAUAACAUCGCCUGUGUUUUAUUUUUAGUUUUUGUUUUACUGGUAGCGACUGACCAAUACCAUGGUGUAAUUGUGUUAAAAUAGAAUAAUAUUCGUUUACACCAUGACUAAAACGCGUUAAUCGUUUGAACUUGUGAUAUCGAUUAUCAUAAUUUAGAGCAUAAUAUUUUUGUUAAGUGUAUUAUAAUAUUUAAAUUUUACUAUAUAUUUUUGUUUAUGUACAUUUUUAAUUAUUACUAGAGACAUCAUGUGUAAUUUAAUGAAAAAUAAGACAAUAAAAUUUAAUGAAACUUGUUGAA